Messenger RNA from Hyaena hyaena (striped hyena), 1365 nucleotides. RefSeq names its product melanophilin (gene MLPH). Gene Ontology annotation, molecular function: myosin binding; small GTPase binding; actin binding. The record is from RefSeq and is a predicted model, not a curated record. The transcript has 12 exons. NCBI's taxonomy places the organism in Eukaryota, Metazoa, Chordata, Mammalia, Carnivora, Hyaenidae. The coding region runs from base 1 to 1365 and encodes 454 amino acids. Gene Ontology annotation, biological process: intracellular protein transport. Gene Ontology annotation, cellular component: cortical actin cytoskeleton.
AUGGGGAGAAAACUGGAUCUUUCGAAGCUCACGGACGAAGAGGCCAAGCACAUCUGGGAGGUGGUGCAGCGGGACUUCGAUCUGAGGAGGAAAGAAGAGGAAAGACUGGAGGGGCUGAAGGGCAGGAUGAGGAAGGAGAGCUCCCAGAGGGAGCUGCUGGCAGACGCGGCCCACCUGAAUGAGACCCACUGCGCCCGCUGCCUGCAGCCCUACGGGCUCCUCGGGACCCCUAGAAGGCAGUGCCUGGACUGCCGCCUCUUCGCCUGCCAGGACUGUAGCCACGCCCACCCGGAGGAGGAGGGCUGGCUCUGCGACCCCUGCCACACGGCCAGGGUGGUGAAGAUGGGCUCGCUGGAGUGGUACUACGGGCACCUGAAAGCCCGCUUCAAGCGGUUCGGGAGUGCCAAAGUGAUCCGGUCCCUGUGCGGGCGGCUGCAGGACGGAGGUGGGCCCGAGCCAAGCCCUGGAGAAGGAAGUGGAGACAGUGAGCAGACAGAAGAAGAUGGAGAGCCAGACACAGUGGCCCAGGCCCAGCCCCUUGGGAGCAAAAAGAAGCGCCUCUCCAUUCACGACUUGGACUUUGAGGCCGACUCCGACGACUCGACUCGGUCCUGCGGUCACCCCCCGUCUCUGCCCCCAGACCCGAUGGCCACAGCCAGCCUGCAGCGUCUCACCGGCCACCAGCCCACAGACGCCGACAGAGAAGAAGAGACCCUAAAGAGGAAGCUGGAGGAGCUGACCAGCCACAUCAGUGACCAGGAGGCCUCGUCCGAGGAGGAGGGGAGCAAGGGGGGAGAGGCAGGACUGGACAGGAAAACCUCCAUCCAGGACCUUCCCGGGGCAGCCCGGGAGGUGUGCGUGGCUGCGGGCCGAGCGCCCAGACGGGAAGCGAGCCCCCGGGACCCUCAGGAGCUAGUGCAGCCCGGCGGCCCCACGGACAAGAUGCUGCUGGAGCUGGAAGACAGGGUGGCCGUGACGGCCUCCGAGGUUCAGCAGGUGGAGAGCGAGGUUUCCAACAUCAAGUCCAAGAUUGCCGCCUUGCAGGCUGCGGGGCUCACGGUGAGGCCCUCGGGAAAGCCCCGGCGGAGGUCCAACCUCCCGAUUUUUCUUCCCCGACUUGUUGGGAGAUUCGACCAGAGUCCUAAGGAUCCGAAUGCAGAGACUUCGGAUGAGGUCAAGGUGAUGACUGCACCCUAUCUCCUGAGAAGGAAGUUCAGUCAUUCCCCGAAAAGUCAAAGUAAAGACGGUGACUCCUUCGAUCGUCAGUCAGCGUACCGUGGGUCCCUGACACAGAGAAACCCCAACAGCAGGAAGGGACUGGCCAACCACAGCUUUGCAAAACCUGUGAUGACCCACCAGCCCUGA